UGAAGAAAAAGAAAAAAGUACAAAACAGACGUGCAGCCUCUGCAUUUUCAGAUAUACUGACAUUUUAGUACACGUUCAAAAACAAAAACAAAGCGGGGCGCCCGACAUCGAGAUAUCGCGAGGCUUCCACGAGUACGUCAUCUUCAGGCGCCCGGCUUCAGCGGGACUCCGGCGGCGUAUAAAAUUGCCUCAACGGCGCCAGGAACGGCCGCAGUUUUCCGGCACCGUUCGCGUGGGAGAAGUCGCAGGAAACAAUAUCAAUCAAUAUGAUCGAGAAAGAGGACCCGAUCAUCAGCGAGGAGGAGGCGGCGCAGUACGACCGCCAGAUCCGGCUGUGGGGCCUGGACGCGCAGAAGAGGCUGAGAGGGUCCCGUGUGCUCCUAGUGGGUUUAGGUGGCCUUGGGGCAGAAGUUGCUAAAAACCUGAUUCUGGCUGGCGUCAAAGGAGUUACCCUGCUAGAUCAUGAACAGGUGACGGUGAACUCGUGUCGAGCUCAGUUCCUGGUCCCAGUGACCGCUCAGGGCAAGAACCGGGCCCAGGCCUCUCUGGAGCGUGCACAGUACCUCAAUCCUAUGGUGGAGGUUCGUGCUUAUACCGACCGCGUCGAGGACAAACCGGACGAUUUCUUCAUGCAAUUCAAUGCGGUGUGUCUGACGGGCUGUUCCAGAGACCUGAUGGUGCGGGUGGACCACCUCUGCUCUCGACACAAAAUCAAGGUCUUCUGCGGCAACGUCUACGGUUACUACGGGUACAUGUUCUCCAAUCUCGGACAGAAGCACAACUACGUGGAGGAGAGGCCUAAGCUAGUAAAACCAUCGGAAGAGUCGAAUGACGGUCCUGAAGCCAAGAGAGCCAAGAUCGACCCCAACGAGACCGUCAUGAUCAAACGGAAGGCCAGUUUCUGCUCUCUGAAGGAAGCCCUGGAGGUGGACUGGACGAAUGAGAAGGCCAAAGCCGGUCUGAAGCGAACACCGGUGGACUACUUCCUGCUUCACGUUCUGUUGAAGUUUCGCACCGACAAAGGCCGUGACCCUGACCCAGAGUGCUUUGCAGAGGACAGCCAGCUUCUGAGGCAGAUCCGCGACGAUGUCCUGGAGGCCAUGGGGCUGAACGCCGAUCUGCUGACUGACGACUUCAUCAGCUACUGUUUCUCGGAGAUGGCGCCGGUCUGUGCUGUGGUGGGUGGAGUCCUAGGACAGGAAGUUAUCAAGGCUCUCUCCCAGAGGGACCCGCCACACAGAAACUUCUUCUUCUUCGACGGUUGCAAAGGGAACGGCGUGGUCGACUACUUCGGACCCCAGUCGACGGCCCUCACCGCCUCCCUCGGCUGACCACGGCGCAAAGAGGCGGAGCGAAGCCCAUUUGCAUUCCUUCUGUUACUGCCGUCAGACUGUUAAUUCCGUCAUCGGCUGCACGAGUCAGAAAGUUCAUCCGCUGUUUGACUUUGGCGUUUUGUCUCUCCUCAUUUUGCUCCUCGGUUUAAUUUGAGCACAGAGCCAGACGGUCGCGUCCUUUAGUUUGAGUCUCCAUCACAAAAUUAGAAUUUUUCUGUUUUUUUCCUUUUUUAAUAAAAAGUUAUGGU
Molecule: messenger RNA, 1582 nt
Organism: Lampris incognitus (smalleye Pacific opah)
Lineage: Eukaryota; Metazoa; Chordata; Actinopteri; Lampriformes; Lampridae
Gene: sae1
Product: SUMO1 activating enzyme subunit 1
Exons: 9
Coding region: 267-1331 (354 amino acids)
Biological process (GO): protein sumoylation
Cellular component (GO): SUMO activating enzyme complex; cytoplasm
Molecular function (GO): SUMO activating enzyme activity
Source: RefSeq, a predicted model, not a curated record